This is a messenger RNA of Elgaria multicarinata webbii, 3628 nucleotides long. RefSeq names its product golgi associated, gamma adaptin ear containing, ARF binding protein 3 (gene GGA3). The record is from RefSeq and is a predicted model, not a curated record. Gene Ontology annotation, molecular function: ubiquitin binding; phosphatidylinositol binding; small GTPase binding. NCBI's taxonomy places the organism in Eukaryota, Metazoa, Chordata, Lepidosauria, Squamata, Anguidae. The transcript is spliced from 17 exons. Gene Ontology annotation, cellular component: trans-Golgi network. Gene Ontology annotation, biological process: intracellular protein transport; protein localization to cell surface; Golgi to plasma membrane transport. The coding region runs from base 294 to 2333 and encodes 679 amino acids.
AACACAACCUACUCAACAAUGGUACCUACUCUAAAGCAAGGGUGCAUACUCUGUUGAAGGGAACCUUGGGAUGCUCGGAAGCUUAUCAGUGGUCCCUCAAUGAGAAUAUUACUAAUGAUAAAGCCACCAACCCCUUGAACAGACAAGAAGACUGGGAGUAUAUCAUUGGCUUCUGCGAUCAGAUCAACAAAGAACUUGAAGGUCCACAGAUAGCUGUGAGAUUGCUGGCUCAUAAAAUCCAGUCACCACAGGAAUGGGAGGCAGUCCAGGCUCUGACGGUUCUGGAAGCUUGUAUGAAGAACUGUGGACGAAGAUUUCAUAAUGAAGUAGGAAAGUUUCGCUUUUUAAACGAGCUAAUUAAAGUUGUAUCUCCCAAGUACCUGGGAGACAGAGUGUCAGAGAAAGUCAAAAUCAAAAUAAUUGAGCUGCUGUACAGCUGGACGGUGGCCUUGCCAGAUGAGUCCAAAAUCAAAGAUGCCUACUACAUGUUGAAAAGACAAGGCAUUGUUAUGUCUGACCCUGUAAUUCCUGUGGAGAGAACCUUAAUCCCUUCUCCUCCACCCCGUCCUAAAAACCCUGUGUUUGAUGAUGAGGAGAAAUCCAAGCUUUUAGCUAAAUUGUUAAAAAGCAAAAAUCCCGAUGAUUUACAAGAGGCAAACAAGCUUAUUAAAUCCAUGGUGAAAGAGGAUGAGGCACGAAUACAGAAAGUAACAAAGCGCCUGCAUACCUUGGAAGAGGUAAACAACAAUGUGAAACUGUUGAAUGAAAUGUUGGUUCACUACAGCAAAGAAGAUUCCUCAGAGGGCGAUAAAGAACUCAUGAAGGAGCUCUAUGACAGAUGUGAAACUAAGAGGCGGACAUUAUUCAAGUUGGCCAGUGAGACGGAGGAUAACGACACCACUUUGGGAGAUAUCCUGCAGGCCAGUGACAACUUAUCGCGGGUAAUAAAUUCUUAUAAAAGAAUUAUUGAGGGACAAGUCAUCAAUGGUGAAGUGGAUGUUUCCGUGCUGCCUACAACAGAUGGAAGUGAUUCUGCCAAUAACAUCAGUACACUCAUUGAUUUGGCGGGAUUGGACAUUUCUAGCACGCCGCCGCCACCGCCAAUGCCUCCGACAACACUGACGCCGGCACCGACACUAGUUCCAGCUCCAGCCUUGUCGGAAAUCCCCAUCCUCCCACCGCCUCCUCAGACAGCCGGUCACUCCCGAAGCCGUUCGUCCAGCCAGGCUGAAGCCACCCCUGGUCAGCUGAUCAGCGCAGCCAAUUCCCUCUCCUUGCUGGAUGAGGAACUGCUAUGCUUAGGCCUGAAUGACCCAGCUCCCCCCACUGUAGCAAAAGAAUCCACUGAGAGCAGCCAAUGGAACAUGUUCCAGAACGAACCAGGAGACCUGGACUUCUUGAAUCCAAAACCGGUUUCUGUGGCCUGCAACUCUGCAGUGAACCCUCUUCUUCCUGCUGUGUCCCAGCCAGGGUGUGGAACGUCAGCAUCUCUUGCUUCCGCCUUCGCGACCCCUCAGCCUGUCCCCAGUAUCCCUGCCCCUGCCCCUUUCAUAUUCUCUGCUGGACCACCCCUGGGCCCCCCUAAUACAACGCCAGCUGCCCCUGGGUAUCUAGGCUCUGCUAUGGGAAGCAAUGGUCUGCACAAGAUGGAUCCAUUAGGACAUCUUCUGGAUGAAAGCAAAGGGCCUUCAGCUCAAGCCAGUAUAGCAGCUUCUGUGUUCCACGCAGGAGUUGCAUUGCCUGCUGCUACUUCUGCAUCUCUGGCAACAGCUGCAGUCACUGCUCCUGGAGUCCCCACGAUCCCAUACCCGAGCAGCUGCCCUACUGGGUCAGGAAGCCCUCUCUUCCAGCCAGCCUCAUUCCAGCAGCAAGGAAGUCCUCUGAAAGGACCGGAGAUCUCCUUGGCCAAUGUCCAUGUUCCACUGGAGUCCAUUAAACCCAGCAGCGCUCUUCCUGUGACUGCCUAUGACAAGAGCGGUUUGCGCAUCCUACUGCACUUUGCGAAGGAGGGCCCACCUGGGCGGCCUGAUGUGUUGGUAGUGGUGGUAUCCAUGUUAAAUACCGCACCCCUUCCUAUCAAGAACAUGGUCCUACAAGCUGCAGUGCCAAAGUCCAUGAAAGUGAAGUUGCAGCCACCUUCGGGGACAGAGCUCGCUCCAUUCAAUCCCAUCCAGCCACCAGCUGCUAUCACCCAGGUCAUGUUGCUGGCAAAUCCUAGAAAGGAGAAAGUGAGGCUGCGGUAUCGACUGACUUUCGCACUGGGCGACCAGCCCACCACAGAAGUGGGGGAGGUAGAUCAGUUUCCCCCCGUUGAGCAGUGGGGGAACCUAUGACCCAGAGGCAUUCAAGAGGGACUAGAAAGAAUGUGAAGUGGAAAGGCCAGAUGCCCGGUAUCCGUUAGUGAUAUUUAGCUUCCUUUACAUGUUCCGUCCACUCCACUUGUAGCUUUAGUCCAGAAUGCUUCCUGCGCUCUGGGGUGAAGCAGUCCGGGGCAUGAACGCCAAGCAUGAACUUGUGUCAGGAGCCAGGAACAGAGGCCUGGCUGGCUUCUGUAUCUUGGCCAAUCCAGUUCUACCUUCCACUUUCUUAAACUUGAAAUACAAUCAUUCUGGAGAGCUCAGUAAGCAGAAAGGGGGCACGCUGGUGCUCUCUUAAGGCUGGUCAAAUAUCUACAAAGGGCUAUGAUGCCUUCCUAAGUUCCUUUGGGGCAGAGCUCUAAUGGAUGUUCCUGUGCUCAAUUUUUACCUCCUUGGUGCCAGAACUAGGACAACCUGUAGGCUUGCUGAGCAAUAACACAGGCUCCAAAAGAGGAGGUUCCUGCCAUGACCCGACACUCCAUUUUCUUUUUUAGGUAACGCCUAUCCUAAAAGCCAGCACAGCCCAUACAGGUGAAUAACAGCUGUGUAUUUUACACUUGUCACGUGUGAACAUUAACAAACACAGAGCUCUGAAGCUGCUGCAUCAUCUGAUUUUAUACUUCCAUCUGACUCUGUAAUGUGUGCUUUCCAGGCAACUGUUUAGUUUUGUAUGCACACAGCUCAAUGGGCCGUUUCUCCUCUGCGUUCCAACAGUUGUAUUCUGUUGCGAGGUGAAACUAGGCUAGUGUCACAAAGGCAAGUUUAUCCGUUGCUCAAAUGGGGAGGAUGGAGAGAAAUGACUGAGGAAGGGCAUCCGCUCUUGGUGUAACUGUUAACCAGGGUCCAAGGUGGGAAGUGGUGCAGCGAAGGCCUUGAGUCUUCUCGUGAAGGCAGUAUUAUUAGUUAGGAAUAUAAAAUGUACAUAGAGCUAUAGGAAAAUGUCGAACCUGCAGAUAAGGGGAAAGAGAAGCCAUGGCAAUGCAUGUGCUGGAUUGAUUAUAUUGUAUUUUAUUCAUUCCAAAUAUUAAGUGGCUAAGUGCAAUUGUCUCCAGGAGGAGAGAUCCUUGUUUUGAGACAGACAGACCUUUCUAAAUAUUAGUGGUAUCUGUAAUCUGGCACCUAAGCCAUAACAUGAGUAUUCACGGCUUUGGGUCAAGGAGUAGAUUCCUUUUAUCCACCAUAAAAUGAUUUUUCGAUCUGAAUAUUCUGUCAAAAGUCUUUAUAUUAUACUCUUGUCCUGAACUGAUCAUUUUGCUUGGGUUAUGGAGAGA